AUGAGCGUAGACAGUGUGUUCAUGGAUGCUUCCGUGCCACGCCCUGGGAAGAGAGCAAAGUGUAAACAUGGUUCUCUGCUAGACCUGGCGUCGAGGAGAGAACUGCCAGCGGGCCCCAGUAGCCUUCAGGAGAUGUUCAGUUUUGCCUCAGAGAUCUUGAAGACAUGUUUCAGAGAUGCUGAGUGUGAGAAGAGGUUCCGAGCCUUGCUGCAGCACGGUGUCGUAGAGAGCAGUGACUACAGCGGUGUGUUUGCAGAAAGGCAGGCGAAGGCUAUGCUUUUCCAGACGCUUGAAGAAGAUUAUGGUUGCCGUGUGCAACACACGGUAACCAGAAUGUGCGACAUUGACAGGAAUUGCCAACAAGUCUUAGCGCAUGCGUCUGAAAAUUUAGAUUCAGGUUCCUCCUGUGUGUUUUUUGACAUUCGGGAAUUAGUUCUGCGUGAAGCGCAAGACUGCCUCCACCGGAUGGUGCCUGGCAGAGAUGAACCUCCGGCUGACCGCAAGCUGAAGUAUGAUGAGAUGCGCAGAUGGUUAUUCCAAAACGGCAAUUUGGCUGUGCGCCAGGAUCAUGUGGCAAAUUGUUUCAUGCACAACAAGCUCUGCCAAGUCCACAGGCCCCGGGAGGAGCUGCAGAACCCUGCAGCGCUGGUUGUCAACUCAGCAGGCACAUGCUGUCAGGCCUGGAGUCCUGAAGGGGGCCGCUCGCGGCAUGCGCACGACUCGAUGCACCCCCUAGCAAUCUGGUUAACUCAGCGUCGAGAGCUUGCUCAGCAGCAGCAGGAGAGCAUGUUUUUUCAGGAAAAUGUGCCGUCCUUCGACGUGCACAAGUGCAUCGUGAAGCCCCUGGAGGACACCCACGACGUGCUUUAUGUUCACACAGGACCGCGGACUUUCGGAUGGCCUGCAAACCGACAUCGACUCCUGACAGCAGGACUCUCAAGACAGGAGCUGGUCUGGGUCGGACCAGACACCCAGGAAGGAAUCCAGCAGCAGUUUGACAGCAUGUUCAGCAGGAGGUGCCUCUUGACAGGCUCAAUCUUCUUUCAGGCCAGCCAAGAUGACAUUGCAAGCUGGGCCCAGGAGCUUGCUGACAAGCGCUUCAGGGGCAACAGCCAGCCACUUCCAACCUCAGGCCGAGGUAUGUUGACUGCAUGCCUCAGCCCCGGACAGCUGCAACGGCUGGAAGCUUACAAGAAGGUUUACCUGCAGCGGUGCGCCCUUGAUGGCACCAUGCUCGCCGACUUGGACCACUGGCCGGACUCCCCGGGCCCAGCCGCUGGCCCCAACUUCCCCACGUUGUUGCGGCAUGGGUGCAUUGUAGAUUUGAACAGGCCUGAAAGGAUUGCUCAGAACGUAGACAGAUGGCUGUCCUUGGGCUUCCCAGUUGCGGAUUCUGCUACGACAAGAAGCCCGGCCGCAGGCACGUUGCGCUGUUGGAGCAAUGAGUUCCUAGAUGAGGAGGCUGAGGAUGUUCAUGUCCCCCCCGCGCUGCCGCUCGCAGACGCUGCCGCCGUGGCCGUGGUUCAGCCGCCCAACGCGGCUGUGGCCUUGGUCCCGGCCGGUGCAGCUGAGCCUGCAGCUGAACGUCCCCGCAAGAUAAGCUCGAGGGGGAACAUAGCCUUGGAACACUAUGCAGUGAUGGACGCGAUGCCGAAGGAAGCUCUUCCGGCAACCAGACCGAGGGGUGCCCAUCAAUACACCCUGACCUAUGAUUGCAGGAUCUCCAUUCAGGUUUGCCUGAAGCUCGGGCAGUUCCGUGUGAAGUCUAGAGACUGGCCACAGGAGCUUUCGUUUCCCUUCAGCGCAUGGGGUGUUGCCUAUGCUUGGGCAAAAGCAGAGUCAGCGGCCCAGCAGUGGAAGGAGGAAUUUCGCCGCCUCGGGGGCCGUGCUGACCAUGCUCAUGCUGAUGGUGAAGUCCGCAAUCAAGUGGAGAACGCCGCCAACCAGUGA
Symbiodinium pilosum is the source of this 1950-nucleotide messenger RNA. The record is from the annotation of a GenBank genome assembly. NCBI's taxonomy places the organism in Eukaryota, Dinophyceae, Suessiales, Symbiodiniaceae.